UUUUCGUCACUCUAAUACGUGCAUACCUUGACCUUCAUACAUCGAUACACAAUGCAGUUAUCCGCCCUUUAAUACUCAGCUGUGUAUAUUCUGUAAGUGUAAACAAAUUUUGGUCACAGCCGUGUGUUGGUGCCUACAUCUCUCAGUCUGAAAUGGAGUCUACGGAAUUUGAAUACCCCGGGAUGACCAGCGAAUGUUAUCCAGAAUGUUUUAACAUCGAGGCGAUGCCACCACAGCCCAAGGAGAAAAAGCCGGGCCAGCUUCCUGAACACCUCGUAAAACAGUUUUUUGAGGAGGGUUACAUUUUGAUCGAGGAUUUUUUUGACACCAAGACAGAGUUAGAUCCAGUGAGGGAGGCUAUUAAUGAAUUGGUAGAUGGGCUGGCCAUUAAACUUCACGACGCUGGCAAGAUUAAAAAGUUGUACAAGGAGUAUGGAUUUUUUGAACGUUUGACAAAAAUUGAGGCGGAAUUUCCUGGAGCUAAUAUCAUUUUACACAAGACCGGAAAACUUCCGCAGGCGUUUAGAGAUCUCUGGUCAAACGAUAAAUUAUUGAACGUCAUCGAGCAGCUGAUUGGUCCUGAUAUUGCGACGUCGCCAGUCUGGAAUCUGAGAACGAAAACUCCGAAAAACAAUGCAACAAUUGUACCCUGGCAUCAAGAUAGCGGAUAUUUCGACAAUCAGUCGUACAAGGUAUUGAUUCCUACAGCCUGGAUCCCGUUACUAGACACUGAUGAUUUCAAUGGAGGAAUGCAGGUUGCAAAAGGAGGUCAUCGUACUGGUCGCGUAGCCACUCAUCAGUGCUGCUGGGGAAACACGUGGUACGUAAUGAUGGAGGAGGAAGAGAUGAAGAAAUCACUAGGGGUGGACAUGGAUAAUGACGUCAUCACAUGUCCAGUUCCAUACGGAGGAAUGCUUUUGUUCAAUAACCUGACUCCUCAUCGCAGUCUUCCAAACAUUUCCAAACAAAUUCGCUGGGCACUGGAUCUCCGGUGGCAACGCCCAGACCAGCCUUACGGACUGUACAAUCUCAAAGACGGACUGUUACUGCGCAAAGAUGGAAAAAACGUGGAGCAGGACUGGGAGAAAUUCGAGGCUGUCGACAGAACCGUUGUUCAAAAGAAAUCUGUUGAAGGCUUUGUUGAUCUCUUUGGGGGAGCAUGCCUGGGUCUUGGAGUUUUUGUUUUGGUCGAUAAAAACCAGAUUUUGGUCCUGACCCGUAGUGCAAGUGUGGACACAGACAGUCUGGAUGUCCCAUCCCUGCUGGAGUCAGCCGCGUACGCCCUCAUCGCGGGAGGGGGGUUCAUAUUUGGCGUGGCUUUCCUGGGAUGCUGUGGGGCCAUAACGAAAAGCAAAUGCAUGCUUAUUAUGUAUGCAGUUAUCGUUGGAAUGAUUUUCGCUGUGGAAGUCGCAGCAUGUGUCCUGGCAGUCGUAUUCAAGAAUGACUUUGACAAAUACGCCAAAGACAACCUGAAUACCUUGUUACAGACAAGAUACAAAGGACCCUACGACACGUCUGACACCGUGAGCUUGGCUUUCGAUCUGGCUUUUAUAUUGUUCCAAUGUUGUGGUGUCGAAUCAGGUUUGGAAUUCAAUUCCACAGUGACGAAUUGGAACACGACAUACGUUUACCAGACUGGUGGCACCUACACCACGGCCACUGCUAUUAUACCGCCAACGUGCUGCGAAUUCUCCAAUGCGGACGCAUUCCCGUCAGAUCCUGUAACUUUUUACAAUUCCAUGACCAAUAACCAGUGUCCAGUCAAUGCAGCCAACUCUUACUACAACCAGGGAUGCUAUGAUCAACUACAGUCUAAGUUUGAGUCCUACCUGAAUAUCGUCAUUGGAAUAGCUGCAGGUGUUGGCGCACUGGAGCUAAUUGGUAUCGUGGCAGCUUGCUGUUUGAUGAAGAAAAAUGAAGAUGAAGAUUUGCAAAAUGCUGCCAAAAUGUAGUAUAACAGAUGCACCUCCCGAGUGAACCGACAGUUAACAGAAUAUUCCGUUAAGUGGGAGAUUCUUAACUUGGAAUGACGUCUCCUAAUCAUAAAAUUGCGUAAAUCGGACA
Messenger RNA from Ostrea edulis (European flat oyster), 2064 nucleotides. RefSeq lists its product as uncharacterized. The record is from RefSeq and is a predicted model, not a curated record. The transcript has 14 exons. NCBI's taxonomy places the organism in Eukaryota, Metazoa, Mollusca, Bivalvia, Ostreida, Ostreidae. Bases 153 to 1952 code for a protein of 599 amino acids. Gene Ontology annotation, cellular component: membrane.